UUCUCCUCUGUCAGACUGUAUACGCGCGGCGCCCGUCUAUACGUGCCAUCGCCAUCGCACCCACGCGCCGCCGCCGUCCACCAUUCCAGCUCCGGAAACCUCGGCCUCCAGUCAUCGCACUCGGAACCACGCACUCGUGUUCGACGAAUCGCUCCCGCACUAGCUGCGCCCCGGCAACAUGCCCCGCAUCGCGAGCGCCGCCCCCGACCGGUGCCUGGAGCUGGAGCGCGUCAUCGCCGGCCGCUUCAGCUCGGGAAGCAUCGGCCUCGACGACGCCGUCAAGCUGUUCGAUGAAUUGCUCCCGCUAGCCCGGCCCGCCUCGGUUCGCGCCUUCAACCAGCUCCUCACCGCCGUCUCUCGCGCCAAGGGCAGGGGCUCCUCAACCUCUGCGCUCGUCGUCUCCCUCUUCAACCGGAUGGCCCGUGCCUCCCCCACCAAGGUAGCUCCCGACCUGCACACCUACACCAAAAUCAUCGGCAGCUUCUGUAGCAUGGGCCAACUGGAUUUCGCUUUCGCUGGCUUUGGCCUCAUACUUAAGAAGGGCUUUAGGGUGAAUGCCAUAGUCAUAAAUCAGCUUCUCAAUGGUCUCUGUGACGCAAAGAGGAUGGGUGAGGCCAUGGAUGUAUUGCUCCGACGAAUGCCCGAGUUUGGUUGCACGCCUAAUGUCGUCAACUACAACACACUUCUCAAGGGUUUCCGCAAUGAAAAGAGAGCUCAGGAGGCGCUGGAGCUGCUCCGCAUGAUGGCUGAUGAUGGAGGUGGUAGCUGCCCACCAGACGUGGUGGCGUACAACACUGUCAUCAAUGGCUUCUUUAGAGAGGGUCAGGUGGACAAAGCUUACGGCCUAUUUCAUGAAAUGCUCGAUCGGGGGAUUUUGCCUGAUGUUGUGACAUACACCACAGUCGUUGAUGGUCUAUGCAAAGCUGGAGCAGUUAGCAGGGCCAAGGGUGUCCUUCAGGAGAUGAUUCAUAAAGGUGUUAAGCCAAACAUGAACACAUAUAAUUGUCUGAUCAAUGGAUAUUGCACUUCAGGACAAUGGAAAGAGGUGGUUCGAAUACUUAAAGAAAUGUCCACACAGGGUCAGCGACCAAAUGUUGUUACUUGUAAUUUGCUGCUGGACUAUCUUUGCAAGAAUAGAAACAGCACAGAAGCUAGAAAGAUUUUUGAUUCUAUGAUUGGAAAGGGCAUACAACCUGAUGUAACUACCUAUACCAUUCUGCUUAAUGGGUAUGCUUCGAAAGGAGAUCUUGCUGAUAUGCAUGAUAUCUUAGAUCUGAUGGUAGCAGAUAGUAUUUCACCUAACCAUCAAACCUUCAACAUAGUUUUCUGUGCGUAUGCUAAAGGUGGUAUGAUAGAUGAGGCAAUGCAUAUAUUUGACCAGAUGAUGCAGCAGGGGUUGAGUCCUGAUGUAGUCAACUAUGGAGCAUUAAUAGAUGUACUUUGCAAGUUGGGAAAAGUGGAUGAGGCCAUGCUUAAAUUCAAUCAGAUGACCAAGGAAGGGGUGACUCCUAAUAUCAUUGUUUUGAACUCACUAGUGUAUGGACUGUGCACCGUCAACAGAUGGGAGAUGGCUGAGGAAUUAUUCUCUGAAAUGCUGAAGCAAGGGAUCCAUCCUGAUGCCACGUUCUUCACCACAAUAAUGCGUAACCUUUGCAAUGAAGGACGGGUCAUGGAAGCUCAGAGUCUUGUUGACUUGAUGUCUGGGAGAUUUUCUGAAGCAAAGGAACUCUACCUCAAUAUGAUCAAAAGUGGAAUGCACUUGGACAUUUACACAUGCAACAUAAUGCUGAAUGGGCUUUGCAAAUAUAAUUUUGUUGAUGACGCAUUCAAAAUGUUUCAGAGUCUAUGUUCUAUGGAUUCUCAACUUAACAUUAUUACUUUCAACAUUAUGAUUGAUGCUUUGCUCAAAAGUGGCAGAAAGGAAGAUGCCAUGGGUAUGUUCACUGCUAUCUCAGCCCAUGGUUUAGUUCCAGAUGUUGUGACCUAUCACUUAGUGACAAAAAAUCUCAUUAAAGAAGGGUUGCUAGAGGAGUUUGACAAUCUGUUUUUGGCAAUGGAAAAGAGUGGAUGCACUCCAGACUCAGGUAUGCUAAAUGAUAUAAUUAGGAGGCUGUUGGAUAGAGGUGAGAUAAUGAGGGCUGGGGCUUACCUCUCCAAAAUUGAUGAGAAGAACUUCUCACUUGAGGCAUCCACUACUUCCUUGCUACUAUCAGUUCUCUCUAGGGAAGAAUAUUGGCGCCAUGCGAAGUCCCUGCCUGAAAAGUACCAUUUUUUUGUGGGUGUUGAUAAAUGAGCAUUAUUUCAAAUGAAUUGAAUUGUAACUGUAUCGAGACAUCUUGAUGUGACAUGCAAAUUUGUUGGAGUAAUUAUGUCUGUCUAAUGCACUGUCUCAUGCUCUAAUUUACUUUCCAUGUUCUGUGGUCUCCUUUUUUUAGAGAAUUGUUAUCCUGAUCUUCAGCAUCAAGUUAUCACCAAGUAAAAUUAUCUUGUUUUCA
Molecule: messenger RNA, 2495 nt
Organism: Setaria italica (foxtail millet)
Lineage: Eukaryota; Viridiplantae; Streptophyta; Magnoliopsida; Poales; Poaceae
Product: protein Rf1, mitochondrial
Exons: 2
Coding region: 179-2293 (704 amino acids)
Molecular function (GO): protein binding
Source: RefSeq, a predicted model, not a curated record